AUGAAAACAAUGAUGUAUGAAUUGGAACCAAGAUUGCAAUCAGUUAAUCUUGCAUGUGAUAUAGAUGUAGCAAAUCAACCUGAAUCAAGCACAAAUAGAUUGUAUAUUACAAUUGCAAUGUUUUUUAAUGAAAUGUCGAUAGCAUUUUCAUCUAUGGAUUGGUCUAGAUUGUUUAGAAAUGCUUUGAUAAAUCGUCAAAUGAAUAGGAACAAUGCUCUAAUCACUGAAUUCCAUGACAUUGAAAUAAAUUCUCAGUUAAUCGACGAAAACAUUAACUGGUGUAAUGAACUUGAAACAGUUAUUUCGGAAACUUAUGAAGGAUUUCAAAAUGCUUUGGAACAAUGUUCAAUAGCUGAAAAUGAUGGAACUUUUCAAUUGAAAUUAUCAACAACGAAACUAUUAAAAGAAGGUUAUUGUUGUAAUCCAUCUAAUAUAAUGCGUAGAGCAUUCUGUUGUUUUUAUCGUGAUUAUUCAAUUGGACUUCUUGGCAAAUUUUUUUUGUCAACAGAAAAUAAUCGUUGA
Messenger RNA from Schistosoma turkestanicum, 522 nucleotides. The record is from the annotation of a GenBank genome assembly. Lineage: Eukaryota; Metazoa; Platyhelminthes; Trematoda; Strigeidida; Schistosomatidae.